CAUGAUGUGUAGCACCGUUAUUUGCACAUUCAGGUAUGACAUAAAGUAUAAAUACCCUCUCGAACAUCAAGUAUCGAACAGUUGAGAUCUCUCUCAUAUGCGCGACCUGCACGUAUUCAAAAGAACGCAGUUGCAAAAAAGCAAGAUGAAGUGCGUUAUUUUCACCAUUUUCCUUAUCAUUGCCAUGGCUAUGGCUGCACCUCAAGGAGAAAAACAGCCUUCGUGCAGUCCCAUGUAUGGGCGCUGUCAAGUUUUUGAAGAUUGUUGUCGCUAUCUGCAAUGUUUAUCUUACUCUGCUAAAUGUAUACCAAUACAAGGUUUGAUUGUGCCUGGAAAAGAUCAAAGACCACUUGGCCCUGGACCGUAUCCUCCAAACGUACCAUUGGACUAGUAUGGUCAUUGCUUUUUCUUAUGAUGUCUCUAAUCAUCCUUUACAUUGAAUCUAUAUUCUUUAUAUUUAAUACCAUUCUUGGCAAAAAAGUUGUCGCAUAUUAAAGCUUAAAUAAAGAACAUGUAAAAACUAUCAA
Ooceraea biroi (clonal raider ant) is the source of this 527-nucleotide messenger RNA. RefSeq lists its product as uncharacterized. NCBI's taxonomy places the organism in Eukaryota, Metazoa, Arthropoda, Insecta, Hymenoptera, Formicidae. The record is from RefSeq and is a predicted model, not a curated record.